UUUCAGAGUUUCUUCCGAGGCUGGCUGUGCCGUCGGCGAUGGAAGCAGAUUGUCGACCAGUACAUCAAGAGCCCUCACGCUGAAAGCAUGCGGAAGAGAAACAGCUUGGUCUUCAAAAUGGUUGAAUCAGAGGAAGAAUAUCUAGAACAAAUGGAAAUAUUGGUAACUUGCUUCCUUCGUCCAUUCAAAAUGGCGGCCAGCUCCAAAAAACCCCCCUGCACCCACGAGGACGUCAACUCCAUCUUCCUGAACAGCGAGACGGUGCUCUUCCUACACCAGAUUUUCUUCAAGGGUCUCACAUCUCGCAUGGAGUCUUGGCCAACGCUCGUAUUAGGGGACCUGUUCGACAUGCUGCUGCCCAUGCUGACGAUCUACCAGGAGUACGUGAGGAACCAUCAUUACUCGCUGCAAGUGCUGACUGAGUGCAAGCAGAGCCAGCCGUUUGCUACGUUACUGGCGCGUUUGGAAAGCAAGCCAGCGUGUCAGGGUCGGUCGUUGGAGACUUUCUUGACGUAUCCUAUGCAUCAGAUACCUCGCUACAUUAUAACCCUGCACGAGCUGCUGGCGCACACGCCGCACGACCACGUGGAGCGCCGGAGCCUGCAACAUGCGCGCGCGCAAUUAGAAGAACUUUCGAGGCAAAUGCACGACGAGGUGAGCGAGACAGAAAACCUGCGCAAGAACUUAGCCGUGGAGCGCAUGAUCAUCGAGGGCUGCGACAUUCUGCUCGACGUCAACCAAGUCUUCAUCAGACAAGGAACGAUUUCACAAGUGGUCGGUAAAGGCCGUCGAGCCUCACUCCAAGCCCGCCAAGCGUUCCUGUUCAGCAACCACCUACUCCUCAGCACCAGGGCUACGGGAGGAAGACUGCAUCUGCCACCAACUGGAAGGCUGCCACUGCAUGACGCAUUGCUAGUUGAAGAUCCUAGCAGUCAUGAUGAUGAUGAUUCUACAUCCAUCUGUUCUUCCCCAGGAGGCGAUCUCUAUCAAGGGAAAGACUUUAAGAUUCUUGUUGAAGUCAAAGGAGAACAGAUCUGUGCUCACUUAGUGGCAGCAACUCUCGAAGAGAAAGCAGCCUGGACCUCCGAACUAGCGCAGUGUAUGGAGAGCGCCGCGUUGACAGAACUGCUUAGAGCUUGCGGUUCAUGUGGUGCCGCCUCCGCCAGUCUGCCCGCCUGCCGCUCCGACAGAGCUCUAUUCACCGAUGACGUCGACAUACGGUUCAGCAGGACGCUGAAUUCAUGCAAGGUGCCACAGAUCAGAUCGGCCACCCCACAACGACUUCUACAGCGGCUUACUGAUCUCCGCUUCCUCUCAGUGGACUUCCUAAACACGUUCCUACUGACGUACCGCGUGUUUACCGACGGUGUAACGGUCCUCGAGGCUCUGAAGCAGGUGUUCUACGAACAGUCAGCCCAAGAGUUGGAGUUGGCUCCGCCGCCUGAUGCUACGCGGAAGACCAGCGCUGCUAGCUCUGUCUCAGGAUAUGGAUCUGAAUUUAGUGAAAGAGAUUGGCAUUGGAAACCUUCGAGAUUAAAAAGUACAACCCCCACAUCUCCCGGCGGCAUAAGCUCAGUGACCCUAGUGGGGACCCCAAAGAAGUCCAGCCCCGAACCCCCGGACCCCAAGACCCGGAAGUCCCCGACCAAGGAUAAUGAUGCGGCCGCAGCCAUCAUGAAGGAUGAGAGCAUAGAGCUGGUGGACCAGAGCGAUGAGGAUAUCAAGUAUAAGGAGGAGGAACAGGAGAAGAAUAAGAAAGAAGAAAAGUUUAAGAUAUCACAGAGAUUUUCGGAGCGAGUCCGCACAAUGUCGCAAAGUCCACGGCGCCUGCUGCCGGCGGCGGCGUCGGUGUCGGACGCGCGGCGCCGCUCCGAGGGCGCGCGGGAGGCCGCCGCCGCCGCGGCCGCCGCCACUGAGGAGAGCCGUCGGGCUUCGGACACAGGACGGUACACACCGAGGCGCUCUGUCAGCGAGCGUCGCUUCACCAACUCUUCGAUCAACAGCGAGAGGCGCCGGUACUGGGGUGGCUCGGAGCCCCGCUCCUCUGUCACUUCGCAGGUGUCCCAAGUACAGUUAACGCACUGCCAGCGCGAACUACACACUACGUUCGUAGCCGAUAACGCAUAUUUCAGCUUCGUAGCGAAAAGCGCCAACGAACUGGUGACCCACCUAGCGGAACAACAUGAAAUUCGCAUUAAAAACUAUUUAUAUUGUCUUAUCACGAUCAGGCACUGGAUCUCCAAGCACUCCUCCGACUUCUGGUCAGACGAGCGUCUCCGCGGUCUCACCAUGGACUUCCUGAAAGAGAUCGAGGCCAGUCCAGGACUAUUGCCGGCGGAACAUAAGGCGGCUGCUCAGCUGCUGCGGUUACUAGAACGGUCUCCUGAUAGAGCGGUCGAUUUGAAGGCUCUGUUUGCUCCGCCUCCAGUACCAACUAAAGAAAGCGUAGAGACUCUGUCAGCAUUGGAGAUAGCUGAGCAAAUGACGUAUUUGGACUAUCAGAUCUUUAGCUCCAUUCACAGCGAAGAAUUCCUGGGGCAAGCGUGGACGAAGGCUGACAAGGCCGAACGAGCGCCACACAUCCUGCUGAUGACGUCACACUUCAAUCACAUUUCCAACCUUGUCAUCUCGGAAAUCCUCAAGAAAUAUACUUUAGCAGGACGCGUGGCUGCCAUUGAAAAGUGGGCAGCAGUCGCCGACAUAGCACGUUGUCUCCAUAACUUCAACGGUGUACUGCAAGUGUGCGCUGCGCUGUCCAACACAUCGGUGUAUCGCCUCAAGAAGACUUGGGAAAAGGUCUCCAAAACUGUAAGUUCACCGUUUGAAGGCUCUAGCUUAGACUCAUAG
Cydia strobilella is the source of this 2847-nucleotide messenger RNA. Its product is annotated as ras-specific guanine nucleotide-releasing factor 2-like. The transcript has 20 exons. Gene Ontology annotation, molecular function: guanyl-nucleotide exchange factor activity; protein binding. Gene Ontology annotation, biological process: Ras protein signal transduction; positive regulation of GTPase activity. The annotation marks the transcript as partial. Gene Ontology annotation, cellular component: plasma membrane. Lineage: Eukaryota; Metazoa; Arthropoda; Insecta; Lepidoptera; Tortricidae. The record is from RefSeq and is a predicted model, not a curated record.